GGUGACUCUUGAAGAUGACGAUACAAUGACUAGACGGAUUCGAUUCACACCCACGCGAGUUGUUUUUUCGCAUUGCGGCUGGUUGGUGGAUGACGGGGGGCAAGACGACUUGACCCAGGCACUUUGCGCUACGCAGAGGACGGACAAGAACUUCGACUAGGCACUUCUGGUGUGGUGGGACCCAACUGCGCCAACUACUCACCCUUGUACUGUCACCGAGUUUCAGUUCGUCGAAUGCUAGGAAAUUGCCAUUGACGUACGCACACCUCUGCCUGCAUUAUUCUGCACUCGUGACCUGCCAAACUCCAAUGUCAACGGCGAGGGAGAUGCAGAAACCUGACCUCAUUUGCAGAGAAAUUUUGGCAUCACCCAAAGCCAUUCUACAUCUACUAUAGAUAUACAGUGCAAGGGGCGUCUCUGAAGGGCAGCAGUGGCGUCUCAAGGGCUGUCAUGGGCAACUCUGCUUCUCGCGGACGAUCGAAGCCGGGGCAGGGCCAUGCGUCCAAGGUAGCACCUCCUUCUCCAGCUGGAAUGCAGAGCCAGCAGAUGGCCUUCAAGUGGAGCAUCGAUGGAUUCUGCUCGCUCCUCGACAAGGGUGAAGGAUGGACCUACUCCAGAGUGUUUGAGAUCAUGGGCCUGAACUGGUACCUGAAACUGAAUCCAAGGGACAAGAGGGGCGGUGAAGACGAGGAGCACGUCUCUCUUCAGCUUGAACUGGCGAGAAGCUCAGUCAAGCUUGAUACCAUCGUUGUGGCCUCUUUCAAGUUGCUGAUAUAUGAUCAGUCGUACGGAAAGCACAGCGAGCAUCAAGUAAGCCACAGUUUCCAGACAGCAAGCACAAGCGCUGGGGCCUCAUACGUGAUCCCCCUGGAAACGCUGAAAAAGCAGUCCUCUGGCUUCCUCGUCAACAACAGCUGCGUCUUUGGUGUCGAGUUCAUCAAGGUUGCCACUUCUAAAGCCAACGUUACAUCAGAAACGCUGUUUGUCCAGAAGACGAGCAUCUUCAAUGAGUCCAAAGUUUACACUUGGAACAUCGAGGACUUCUUUUCGCUGAAGAACCCGGGUGACUCUCCGGAGUUUGAAGUCGGUGGAUACAAAUGGUAUAUCAGUAUGUAUCCAUCUCGCGAUGGCAACCACCUCUCCUUGUACCUGAAUAUGAAGAAUGAUCUCUCCAAAGACCCCUCGAUCCUUGUACAACUUACCUUAUCCAUCAAAGACCAGGAAACCGGCAAUCACCUGGAAGGAACAGGACGUUGUCAGUUUUCAAAUAAUGCUCCUGGCUGGGGUUGGAGUAGGUUCAUUUCGCUGGAGGAUUUCAAGAACUCCGCGAAUGGCUAUCUCGUGAAGACCAAGUGCUGCGUUGAAGCUGAGGUUGAAUUCAUUGGUUCCUCCACGGUGGAGCAUGGUCUGAAUCGCAGUGCUGCGAAGAGGGUUAAGUGUGUGUGAGCGUGGGGUUGUUCGUGCCCGAGACGCAGAAGGUGUGCGCAAUGCCAAAUAAAGGUUCAGGCAUGAACAUGUACGUGUGCUCAGUUUAUUUGAUUGUCAUGCUUGUUGGUGUAGUUUCAUGUACCGGGAAUCGCCUCGAUUUGUACUCUGAAUUUCUCGAUCCUCGUUUCCAACGAGGAAACCCAGUGGCAAAAAUUUUACUGCUCCGUCUCUUGCUGA
Panicum virgatum (switchgrass) is the source of this 1665-nucleotide messenger RNA. RefSeq lists its product as uncharacterized. Lineage: Eukaryota; Viridiplantae; Streptophyta; Magnoliopsida; Poales; Poaceae. The coding region runs from base 451 to 1446 and encodes 331 amino acids. The record is from RefSeq and is a predicted model, not a curated record. The transcript has 6 exons. Gene Ontology annotation, molecular function: protein binding.